Molecule: messenger RNA, 2410 nt
Organism: Megalobrama amblycephala (Wuchang bream)
Lineage: Eukaryota; Metazoa; Chordata; Actinopteri; Cypriniformes; Xenocyprididae
Gene: zdhhc12b
Product: zinc finger DHHC-type palmitoyltransferase 12b
Exons: 5
Coding region: 387-1199 (270 amino acids)
Biological process (GO): peptidyl-L-cysteine S-palmitoylation; protein targeting to membrane
Cellular component (GO): endoplasmic reticulum; Golgi apparatus
Molecular function (GO): protein-cysteine S-palmitoyltransferase activity
Source: RefSeq, a predicted model, not a curated record
CAUGACCACAGCUGACCAAUAGGAAACAUGACAUUUACCCGAUUCACGUCUAAAGGCAUCAACAAGCUUAUUAGAGCGAGAAAAACACAGUAUCUAAAAGAAGUACUGCGCUUCGGUUGAAUUAUAAUGCUAUAGCCUGCUGCGUUAGAUGUGCAGCAUACAAACCCCCAUGCUAGGAUGAAAUAUUCUGGUUAAAAUGGUUCUUGCUCUGGAAUUUAGCGUAGGACGCGUAGGAGCUCACUUGACAGCUGGAAUGUAACUGGGUUUCUUAUGAGCUGGCUAACACAGCUAGCUGCCUAUAGAGGUCUGUGUGUCUGAGAAUAAGAUGCAUUUCAUUACCAGCACACAGCAAAUGCAUGCUUAGGUGUAUAUAGAAGUAUGCUAGGAUGUUCAAAAAUGUGUUCGGAUCAGGAUUUCUGGUGAGGACCGCUCAUGUCAUCUUGACAUGGGUUAUAACGUUGAUUCUCUUCCUCCACGACACCGACCUGCGCAAACAGGAGGAGACGGGGGAGCUCACACUGCCGAUUCUCUUUGUGCUGCUGGUCCUGGUGUCUGUGUUGCUGUACUUUGCGGUUUCGCUCAUGGAUCCUGGUUUUGUCUUGACUGAUGACUGUGACUUGCAGUUCACACUUGGUAUUGCAGAAGAAACUCAGGAUAUGAUUCCACAGACUACCAAGUCCAUACGGCUGCGGCGCUGUGGACACUGCCUGGUACAGCAACCCAUGAGAUCCAAACACUGCCAGACGUGUCAGCACUGUGUGCGGCGCUAUGAUCACCACUGCCCCUGGAUAGAGAACUGUGUCGGGGAGAGAAACCACCGCUGGUUUGUGCUUUAUCUGGCUGUCCAGCUUAUUGUCCUACUGUGGGGACUUUACAUGGCCUGGUCCGGCUUCAGUCACGCUCCCACCUGGCAGCUGUGGUUGAGGACCAACGGUGUGCUCUUGGGAGCAGCAGCUGUAGUGGCGGUCCUAUCCCUGACCGUGCUUCUCCUCCUGGGCUCUCACCUGUACCUGGUGUCCCUAAAUACCACCACAUGGGAGUUCAUGUCUCGACACAGAAUCUCUUACCUCAAGCACUGCGGCGUAGACGAAAACCCUUUUGACCGUGGAACCCUGCGCAAUCUCUGGGGCUUCUUCUGUAUUUGGGAACCAGUGGUUUGGGAGCAUGUUUAUUUCAAGCAAGGCAACGAUCCCAUUUAAUUCCCUGGGAGUCUUGACUGCCAUGACAAAUAACCCAUUAAAUAGAAGUUGAUGUUUUGGAGGAAAUUGCUCCAAACUGCAUCUGCUACUACAUCUAAUCUACUUCUCCUUCCUUAUGAAUGACUCAUUCCAUUUUGAAAGUGAUUCUUAAAUGCAUGAACUUUGUAGUUGCAAUGAUUUUUGAUUAAGUUUUAUCAAAUAGGUUGGAAUGAUGAGCAUUUCUAUAAAAGUGUUUUGUGAAUACUUUGCCCACAUAUUACUUUGACAAUUCGCCUGUGCUGAUUUUGCACAUUUUAAUAGCAGAACAAAAAGCACAAAAUCACAACAGCCUUUUGGAGCUGUAUUGUGGUUUCCAAUUAAUGCAAUAUGAGAUGAGAUAUAUUACAAUUUUAUAUAAUUAUUUAUUAUCCUGGCUCUGCUCAAAUAAUUUCUUUCAUGGUACUAAAAAGCUGUUGGACAAAAGUAAUUUUAACUAGACAGUCUGUCAGCUUAUUUUAUAGUAGCAGCAGAUGUUGUAUUCUUACAUCAGCAAUGAUUUUUGUGCAAUUAUUGAACUUGUGAAAUACAGUCAGUUGUAUAUAUUUUUACAGUUUUUUUUUUUUUUUUUUUCAGAAAAUUGACACCCCAUUUUAAAGGGUUAGUUCACCCAAAAAUGAAAAUGAUCAAAUGAUUUACUCAUCCUCAAGCCAUCCUAGGUGUAAAUGACUUUAUUCUUUAAGAUGAACACAUUCGGAGAUUUAAAAAUAAUAAAGGCCUUCUGAAGCGAGGUGAUGGCAGACAGCCAUACACAUGGAUUUGCGGCGGAAGAGUAAAACUCUGACCUGGCGCAUGACGUAAUGAUGAACGCAGAGGAUAGAGCAAAACAAAACACCAGUCACGAAUUAGGUCUCAAAUGAUCAUUUUUAAAGAGAAAUGUAGGAGGAUUUUGAUAUAAGAGAAGAGGAGCUUGAGUUUGUUUCCCAGCCCUAUUUGUUUGAACCGUGAGAGGCAUCUAAGCUUAUGCUAAUCCUACAUCCUGUGUCAUACAUUGCUUCAGGGGUUUCUCAUUUGGCCCAAGUCGACUUGUGCAGUAUGCGUACGGUCGUCCGCCGGAAGCUAGUUAUUUGAAUUCAUAAAUUUUUAAAUAUGGAUAUUUUUUCUUACAGAAAAGCAUCGCUUUGCUUCAAAAGGUCUUUAUUAAUCCCCUGGAGCCAUAUGGAUUAUUUUUUAUA